AUUCCGUGGCGAGACGAUCGUCGAAAAAGUCGCGCGCGCUACUAAAAUAAAUUCAAGCAAUAUAUUAUUGGAGGAACAAAAAAUAACACACUUCAUUAUAAUCCACUAAAAAGUUAAGAUAUAUAAAUAUACAGACGAGGCAAGCGAAUACAAAGUAAACACAUUUUUUUGCUGGAUAAUUUGAGUGUGCACAGUGACAAGAGUGCUAACACAAAUAAUACACAAUCAAGUGCUGGCAAAUAGAGCUGCAACUAGGCCAAAGUUGAUUUGAAACAAAAUAUUACUCAUACGCCACCGGCAUCGCAUUCAUUCCCACACCUCAGUUAUCAGUUUUUGAAUGAGCCCAAUGAGUGGACUGCGCCAACAGCUGAAGAUGCUGGGAACAGCAUUGCUGGGCAAACGGGCCACCAAGUCUGUCAAAAAGAAACCAUUUACGGAGGUGGAAAUCAAAGAUCUACGCACAGCAUUCGAUCUACUAGACAGAAAUCGCGACGGUCGCGUCACCGCCAACGAGCUGCAGUUUAUGCUGAAGAAUCUGGGCAUAAACGUGAGUGACGAACUCAUACACGAUCUCAUACGUGAGGCGAGCCACUCAGGCAAUGGCUUAAUCAACGAGGCCGAGUUCCUGCAAUGGGUGGGCAGGAUCCAGGCGCUGCGGGACGAGCAGCAUUCACAUGAGGACAGCAAGGACAGCAAGCCGGUGGACGAGGCCGAUGAUGUCACCGAGGACUUGAUAGCCGCAUUUAGAGUAUUCGAUCGGGAUGGCAAUGGGUUCAUAACGCGCGACGAGCUGCAGACCGCCAUGGAGAUGAUUGGGGAGCCCUUGAACGAGCAGCAGCUGGAGCAGCUGCUGGUCAUCGCGGACCUGGACCAGGACGGGCGCAUCAAUUACGAGGAAUUCACGAGACUUUUGCUCUAAGCAGUUUUACGCCCAUCAAGGAGGCGUGGUCAACCCCAAAACCCUGGAAAUUUCGAGCGGAAUGCAGCCCGAGUUGCCCCUUCAGCAUAAUUGUUAAGCUAUUAAGAAUAUACUCAGACAUGCAGAAAAUAAUAAUGCAACAAAAUGUGCAGAGCGUAA
Molecule: messenger RNA, 1078 nt
Organism: Drosophila teissieri
Lineage: Eukaryota; Metazoa; Arthropoda; Insecta; Diptera; Drosophilidae
Gene: Eip63F-1
Product: calcium-binding protein E63-1
Exons: 7
Coding region: 338-919 (193 amino acids)
Molecular function (GO): enzyme regulator activity; calcium ion binding
Source: RefSeq, a predicted model, not a curated record